Molecule: messenger RNA, 2354 nt
Organism: Cicer arietinum (chickpea)
Lineage: Eukaryota; Viridiplantae; Streptophyta; Magnoliopsida; Fabales; Fabaceae
Source: RefSeq, a predicted model, not a curated record
UGAUGAAAAGUGUGGAAAGAGAAGCGGAAAAGAAGGAAAAUUUAGGAGAAAAGUUGAGGAGAGAGGUAUUAUUGGUAGGGAAAAGGAAAAAUAAAGCACCUUCUACUCCAUUACCCUCUUCUUCUACUAAACUUUGGCUUUUUAGUCACAAUAAUAAUAUUAAUAACAAACACUGUUGUAGUAGUAGUGGUGGUGGUGCUACCAUUUUUCACAACCACCAAACACUACCUACCACCACCGUCUCUGCUCGGAAGCUCGCCGCGGCACUCUGGGAAUUUAGCCACUAUUACUUCCCUCUCUUUCAAAUGCAUCGUCCCGUCAAUAACGCUGCUGCCGCCGAUUCAAGACUUCGCCGCCGCCAUUAUACGCUUCAUAAGGAUAAAGCUCCUGAUAUUUCAAAUUUUAUAGCCGAUGCUUCUCCUAGUUCCCCUGAUCAGCCAGCUAGCACAAACAGUUUGAGGAAGCAUGUUGCAGCAUCCCUUAUGCAACAUCAUCGGGCAAUUGAGAGAAACAACCAUGCAUUACAACCCCUAUCUCCCGCAAGUUACGGUAGCUCCAUGGAGAUGACACCUUAUAAUCCUGCAGCCACUCCUAGUAGUUCCUUGGACUUCAAGGGAAGGAUCGGGGAGCCACAUUAUAGUCUCAAAACGUCUACAGAACUGUUAAAAGUGUUAAAUAGAAUAUGGAGCUUGGAAGAACAGCAUGCUUCUAACAUAUCAUUAAUAAAAGCAUUAAAAACAGAGCUAGAUCAUACACGUAUCAGGGUCAAAGAGUUGCUUCGAGACCGACAGGCAGAUCGACGUGAGGUUGAUGACCUAAUGAAACAAAUUGCAGAGGAUAAAUUGGUCAGGAAGAGUAAGGAACAGGACCGACUCCAUGCUGCUGUUCAAUCUGUGAGGGACGAACUCGAGGAUGAGAGGAAAUUAAGAAAACGGUCAGAGAGCAUACACAGGAAACUAGCUCGGGAGCUUUCUGAGAUGAAGUCUUCUCUCACUAAUGCUCUAAAAGACUUGGAGCAAGAGAGAACAAGAAGGAAAUUAUUGGAAGAUCUCUGUGAUGAAUUUGCUAGAGGUAUAAAUGAUUAUGAGCAGGAGGUGCAUGCACUGAAACAAAUGUCUGAUAAGGAUUGGGUUCAGAGGGCUGAUCAGGAUCGUUUGGUACUCCACAUAUCUGAAUCAUGGCUGGAUGAACGUAUGCAAAUGCAACUGGAAGCAGCUCAGAAUGGUUUUGUGGAUAAGAAUUCCAUAGUUGAUAAACUAAGCCUUGAAAUAGAGACUUUUCUUAAAGCUAAACUAAAUAGUAGGAGUAUGGAAACUAUAGCGGUAAGGGAUCGCCGGAAUUCGUUGGAGUCUGUACCACUGAAUGACGCUGUUAGUGCACCACAAGACAUGGGCGAUGAUGAUGAUGAUUCUGUGGGCAGUGAUUCAAAUUGUUUCGAAUUGAACAAGCCAAGCAACAGGGGAGCUAAAGUACACGAGGAAGAGACUGUGGACAUAAAUCUUGACGAGACUUUGAAAUCCAACCACAAGAAGAAAAAACCAAUACCACGAGAAGGGUUUAAAAAUCAUAUCCCAUCUAGCUUGCAAGUGAAGUUUGAAGAACAAAUGGCUUGGGCCAUGUCAUCUAAUUCAAAUAAGAAGUCCCAGUCAAUUGAUGCAGAGGAGGGGAAAUCCAUAGAUACAAGGCCAGUUGAAGGAACUAUAAUAUCUGAAGAACCUGAACACUUUGAAAUUAGUGAAAAUGGUGGUUUUGAAAGAAAAAACAACCCAAGUGAAUUGCACAGCUCAAGUAAAAAUCACAUAAUGGAUAAUCUCAUAAGAGGUCAACUUUUGGCAUCAGAGGGUGGUAACAUGCACACCGAACAUAAUAAUUAUGGUGAGGCAUCCUGCAGCAAUGCUGGAUGGAGGAAUCAGGCAAGCCCUGUGAGGCAGUGGAUGGCAAGUCUUGAUAUAUCUUCUGAAGCUUCCAAAGUGCAUUCAGGAUCAAAGGACAAUACUUUGAAAGCAAAGCUUCUUGAAGCAAGAUCAAAGGGGCAGCGGUCGCGAUUGAAGGCUAUGAAAGGGUCCUUUUAGAGGUUUAAGAAAUCGGAAAAUUUGAUAAUACGUUGACUGGGAACUAAGAUGGUGGAUGAUGGUAGCUAUGGUUCCGCAUUCUCCACUUCUGGGUCUCUUCCUUUCCAAUGGAAUUUUUGCUUUGUUCAUAAUAUCAACUGCGUAUCUGUAACAUAUUUUUGUUCAGGGUGUAUUCUCUUCUCUAUACCAUUGUAGAUGUUGUCAUGUCAUGUAGCUAAAAUAACCGAAUUGACUUUUGAGAAGUAACAAAAAUAUACAAUUUUGGGUAGUUGCUUUAGCAUA